Soboliphyme baturini is the source of this 510-nucleotide messenger RNA. NCBI's taxonomy places the organism in Eukaryota, Metazoa, Nematoda, Enoplea, Dioctophymatida, Soboliphymatidae. The record is from the annotation of a GenBank genome assembly.
UUGACUUUUAUUAUGCUUAAGGCCUGGGAUGACGUCGAACGUAAAGUUAAACCCGAAAUAAAGUCGAACACCUAUCAAAAUACCCUAAAACUCGACCAACAAAAGUCUGAAUUGUCCCUUGGCGAGGUUUACGAAAAAGACUUCCUGAAACAAUACCAGAAAGAAGAGAAAAAGAACCCGCAGUACGAGGAAAUAGAGAAGCGUAUGAAAGAGCUGUUUCACAAACUGGACCUUCUUUGUAGUUAUCACUAUGUGCCACAAAAUGUUGUGUCAGAAGUUAAAGUCGUUAACAAUAUGAAAUCAGUGGCAGUCGAAGACAUCGCUCCUGCGAACUAUAGCGAGGCAUCUCAGCUCGCCCCAGAAGAAAUAAAGGUUAAGAUUUGUACCGUCUCCGCUUCAUCUGGCGAACAGAAAUCGUUUUCUUCAACGGCAUUUUUCCGCAAGUUGGACGAAACGAUUAAACAGGACAGCGCAAAAAAGCAAAAAAAUACGAAGCUUCGUCGGCCGUAA